AUGCUUGAGAAGUAUCAAGGCUUUCUUACGAAGAGCAACAAGGAAGAAAAAGGGGCCUCCACCGAUGAUGAUAGUGAUGACGGAACUGUGAUGGAGCUUGGUGACGUUGCCCCCCCAGAACCCGAAAAUGAUGAAGAUUACUGUCCGAAAAAGAAAUCAGCGAGAAAGCCGCCGAAGAAGAAGACUACUGCCGUCAGGAAGUCUGGCCGACCAGUUGGCCGACCCAGGAAGGCGACUCUCAAGAAGAAUAACACUGCGACCCCGAAGAACGUUGGAGAUACUGAAGCUGGAGAGAGCAGCACCCUGGACUCUUUCGACGUCCAGAAAACACCAACAAAGAAACAAACGGGGGAUAUUCCACUCGAUAGCGGACCUCCCUCGUCUGGCCGCAUCAAACUCAUCGUCAGGCCAUCUCAGACGUCUACCUCGAACGAGCCCAACAAUCCAAAACCUGAGGUUACCAUGCCCAGGAUAGAUACCCCUACCCCUUCGCGCGCUCGUGUCUCGAAAGCAAAAUAUGCGAUUUCUGCCCAAUAUGCAACGUACGCUUCGAUGUCGACAAGUGCGCGCUUCGCCCAAACAGCUGUUGACAGCGCUAAAGGGAUUGCUGAUACCGCAACACUUGAUGCCCCCAGCAAUAUCAUCGAUCCAAACAAGCUUAUUUUGGGAUUUUCGAACAUAAAGAAAGAUGGCAAACAGCAUGUUGAUAGAGCUGAGUUUGCUUGGAGGGCGGAGAGAGCAGAGUUCGCAGGGACGGCAUUUGAGGCGGAUGAUGCGUUGCAAAUACUGGCGAGAGGAGAACACGGUGACGCAAAGGGUACUGAUUGA
This is a messenger RNA of Fusarium graminearum PH-1, 828 nucleotides long. RefSeq lists its product as uncharacterized. Lineage: Eukaryota; Fungi; Ascomycota; Sordariomycetes; Hypocreales; Nectriaceae. The record is from RefSeq and is a predicted model, not a curated record. The transcript has a single exon. Bases 1 to 828 code for a protein of 275 amino acids.